Molecule: messenger RNA, 1203 nt
Organism: Aspergillus terreus NIH2624
Lineage: Eukaryota; Fungi; Ascomycota; Eurotiomycetes; Eurotiales; Aspergillaceae
Product: alpha/beta hydrolase
Exons: 3
Coding region: 1-1203 (400 amino acids)
Source: RefSeq, a predicted model, not a curated record
AUGCAAAUCCCAACCCUCGUCUUCGCCCCGGGCGCCUGGUACCCCCGCACAGCAUUCACCCCUCUCAUCGACCAGCUCGCCCAAGACUACACCUGCCACACCAUCGCCUUCCCAUCAAUCCAACAAGCAACCAAUGUCCACGACCUGUCUCUCGACAUCGCCGCCGUGCGCGAUCUCGUCGAGCCCCUCGUCACAGCCGGAAAACACGUAGCCCUCAUCGUGCACAGCUGGGCCGGGCUCCCCGUGAACAGCGCGCUGGAGGGCCUCGGCGUGGCGGAACGCGCGCGCGACGGAAAGACCGGCGGCGUGGUGAAGAUCUGCUUCAUCGCUGCGUUUGUGCCUGUCGUUGGGGAGAGUGUGCUUGAUGCGGUUGCUGGGAAUGUGCCCGAGUGGUGGGUUGUUGAUGAUGAGAGUAAGACGGUGACGACGAAAGACCCCCUGGGUCUGUUUUUCCAUGAUGUGCCUGACGGCGCGCAGUGGGUGGCGGAGCUGCGGCCUCAUGCGUGGGCGACGAAAGUGGCCCCUGCGCAGGCGGAGGCGUUUAUGCAGAUCCCCUCGGCGUAUCUGCUGUGUGAGGAUGAUCGGGCGCUCCCGCUGGCUAUACAGGAGGCUAUGGUGGGGAGGAUGCGGGAGAUGGGGGCUGUGGUUGAGACGGAGACGAUUGGGACGGCGCAUACGCCGUGGCUAGAAAGCGAUAAGCCCCCUCCCCUGAACAACAUCCCCCACACGACGCUGCACGUUCUCAAACCGAAUGAACUCACAGCUCUCACUCUCCAGAUGCCCAAACAGCGCCGCCAGCGUCGAGAACUGCUUCCCACAAACACUGUUGACAUUGGGACAGCGAUACACCUUCUGCUUGUGAGCCGGGGAAUUCAAAUGCUGACUAAGACUAGUAUCGGUGUUGAAAUCCUUGUGACAGAUGUAGCAUUCCCACAAGGAGCCGUUAAAAGCCCGGUUCGUGGCCUUGUAGACGCCCGAGUCCUCAUCACGCCAGCCGAUCUGCCGGUUGGUGAUGGUGCCGCCGGGGUCGCGCGCAGAGACCAUGCGGUAGAUGCUCUCGCGGUUCAGGCCCGGAGCUUUGGGACAGGAGCCUCGUUCCAGAUGGUGGGUCAACCCGCUGGCGGUGGUGUAGUGGGCCUUGCAGAAGGGGCAGGUGAUGGAUUGGCCGCGGUGGAUUUUGGAAUUGAGAUGCUGACACGGUAG